Messenger RNA from Galendromus occidentalis (western predatory mite), 1452 nucleotides. RefSeq names its product methionine aminopeptidase 1D, mitochondrial. The record is from RefSeq and is a predicted model, not a curated record. Gene Ontology annotation, biological process: proteolysis. Bases 182 to 1141 code for a protein of 319 amino acids. Gene Ontology annotation, molecular function: metalloaminopeptidase activity. Lineage: Eukaryota; Metazoa; Arthropoda; Arachnida; Mesostigmata; Phytoseiidae. The transcript has 9 exons.
AUCGGAACAGCUGAUCGCGAGGCACAGUGGAAGAGAGGGACUCUGAUUGCGAAGUUCCCUGCAUGAAGUUUCUGACGCUUCAGCUUCUAAAUUCGAAACCGAGGAUGAUCGAUUCGGGCACCACUGGCUAAGAGGUACCUACGUCCAGACUCAUUGACGAGACUGAGCGUCGCAUUCGAGAAUGUCGUCUGCCAGGUUAGCGAGCCUCCUCCGGAUACCUCAGAGGACAAUAACUUCACUUACGAAAGACAACUCGAAACGGUCUCAGCGAUUCCUCAAUUACGAUGUUGUCAUCCCCACCGAAGUAAGUCCCACGCUACGCGUUCCCGACCAUAUCGUGAAGCCGGAUUACGCGCAGUCGGGCAUCGUAUUGGAGUCGUUGGAGGAAGUUGAGAUCAAAACUCCCGAUGCGAUCAAAAGGCUCAGAGACUCCUGCCGAGUCGCCCGAGAGGUUUUGGAUAAAAUCGGCGACAACAUCGAGGCCGGAAUAUCCACGGACGAGCUCGAUAAACUCGCUCACUCGUUCUGCAUCGAACGCAACGCUUACCCAUCCCCCUUGAACUACAAAUGGUUCCCGAAGUCGAUAUGUACAUCGAUCAAUAAUGUUGCGUGUCACGGAAUCCCGGAUGACAGAAAACUGAAGGAAGGUGACAUAAUCAGCGUCGACGUUAGCGUGUUCCUGAAUGGCUAUCACGGAGACUGUGCAGAAACAUUCGCGGUCGGUGCGCUCGACGAGAAGGGUUGGAACCUUGUGGAAACCGCGAGAUAUUGUCUCGAAUCCGGCAUCGCCGUUUGCAGGAACGGUGCGAAAUUAUCCGAUAUCGGCGAUGCCAUACAGCACCGUGCGGAAGAAUCGAAUUGUUCUGUUGUACCGAACUUCUGCGGCCACGGAAUCGGCACUUAUUUCCACGGCCCGCCGACGAUAAUUCACUUCGAGCACGACUCGGAUGAGGUUAUGAAAACUGGAAUGACUUUCACGAUCGAGCCCGUCAUUUCGGAAGGAGAAGAUGAGAUUGCUGUCCUCGAGGACGGAUGGACUGCCGUGACGCUCGAUAAGUCGCGCACCGCGCAAUUCGAACACACGGUCCUGAUUACGGACGAUGGGGCUGAGAUCCUCACUCGAUCUCCCCGGGAAGCUUGAGCGAAGGGACAUAGUCACUCCGCCCGAGGUGGUACAUUAGGUUCUUGAGCGGGUCCCGUCGCGAGCGAGAGAUGUCGAGUCGUCGGAGGAAAAUCAUGUUCCAUAUGCGAUUCGAUUCCCAUCUUGUCCCUUGACUCGCGUUGGGUCUUUCCUUCUAGUCGAGAGGUCCAUUCUGACUGGAACGGAGGCUAGAUGUUAUAGAUUGAGGCUGGAACGCCUGCCUCGUGACGAGGUUCUUGAGGAUGUUCGCCUGGGACAAUUGCACCCAGAUAGAAGCAAGCGUAAUUCGUUCAUCUUUCUAUAACAUAGAU